AACAGUCAUUUAAUCAUCAAUCUGAAGCAUGCGGGUAUCAUAAAACAAAGCUGUAUUUUCUCCAGGAAUGUUGCUCCUCUUCACUCCAUGCAGCUGUUCUCCGGUUCAGUCAGGCAUUGUGGCUUCUGUCACGUCUGUCCCUCAUCAAUCAGCCCUCGCCGAAGAACAUGGUGUGUAAAUCCUUUUCUCUGCCACAUCAUCUGCGCUCCAUCAUCACUGAGCAACUGAAAAUGUACCUCAGCCACCGUGCGCUCACAUCCCUCUAAAAAAAAAAAAAAAGAAACACAAAAAAACAAAAAAACAAACAAAAGAAAAAACGCCAACUUCUUCAAAAGUAAAUUGUCGACUUUUCGUGUCUCGAGCCAGUCUGGAUGUUAACAUUUGCGUGUGAGCUUUUGUCACGCACUUGCCUCCCUUUUCUGUAAGACAUCUCUGCUGCCGGAGUUGCUGCUUUAGCUGUGGUGACUGACCUCCAUUCACGUUUUGAGUUAUCGGCUCUACAAGCGUCUUUCUCCGGCUAGUCCAAAUCAUUUCUACCCGGCUUGUCAGGACAGCAGCACAGUCGUGAAGUCUCUGCAGUCACGUGGUCGAAACAGGACUGAAGAGUGUGUUUUUUUCCGGAGUGUGUUUGUGAGCGUCUCUCCGUGUGUAGUUAGAGGGGUGUCCCUCCUCCGCAUUUUUUGCUGCUUGCCAUGCUUUAGACGCCGGGGCGCAGGGAGAGAGGCGAGAGUGAGAGAUAACGCCGGUCUCUCUCAACGGGCUACCUGUCUUUUCAGUCUUUACCUCGGGUCCCCGUCGUUUCUCCCCCUUCUUUUUGAGUCCACAGUCCUGCAGUGUGCUUGGUUUUACGCGUUAAAACAGAGGAGAAAACCUGGUUCAUUUUCGUGCGCUCUUGUGAGUCAGUGCUGGCUGGAGGAGCACCGCGGUUUUUGUUUUGCUGCGUUAUUUCAUCUGUUUUUUUUCUUUCGUUUCCUUUCCCUUCUUUUUUUUCGGGGCUCUCCAUUUGGACAGUAGGCUAUAGGACUGCCGAGCGGAGCUUGGAUGAGCUGCCUUGCUGAAAUCCCGAGAUGGAGUUGCUGCUGAUCUGCCUUUCCCUGUGGAUAUUGCAAUGUAAUUCGGCCAAAGCGGACUCCAUCAUACAUAUCGGUGCCAUAUUCGAAGAAAACGCUGUGCGAGAUGACGAGAUUUUCCAACUUGCAAUCUCAGACCUGAGCCUGAACGACGACAUUCUGCAGAGCGAGAAAAUCACCCACUCUGUUAAACUUAUCGAGCCUAACAACCCCUUCCAGGCCGUCCAGGAAGCAUGUGAGCUGAUGAACCAGGGAAUCCUCGCUUUGGUCACAUCCACAGGCUGUGCUGCAGCAAGUGCCCUGCAGUCUUUAACAGACGCAAUGCACAUCCCCCACCUUUUCAUCCAGAGAAACGGGGAUGGUGCACCCCGCACUGCUUGUCAACUCAACCCUAGCCCAGAUGGAGAGAGCUACACGUUAGCCGCUCGUCCACCUGUUAGAAUCAACGACGUGCUGCUCACCCUUGUGUCUGAAUUUCACUGGCAGAAGUUCAUCAUCUUUUAUGAGAGCGACUACGACAUUCGAGGAUUGCAAACCUUUAUGGAUCAGGCAUCAAGGCUGGGUCUGGAUGUUUCCUUGCAGAGAGUGGACCGGAAUGUGAGCCGCGUCUUCACCGACCUUUUCAACAUGAUGCGCACUGAGGAGCUUAACCGGUACCGUGACACUCUACGCAGAGCUGUGUUACUCAUGAGCCCAAGGGGUGCACAGGUGUUCAUCCAUCAGGCUGUGGAAACCAACCUGGCAUCCAAGGACAGUCACUGGGUCUAUGCCAACGAGGAGGUGAGCGAUGCUGACAUCGUGGAGAUGGUUCAUAGCUCUCUGGGCCGGAUGACCAUCAUUCGUCAAAUCUUCCCGUUGUGGAGGGACACCAACGUGCGCUGUAUGAGGAACAAUCAUCGCAUCUCCUCCCUGCUCUGUGACCCACAGGAGGGCUACCUGCAGUCACUGGAGGUGUCCAACCUCUACCUAUACGACAGCGUCUUGAUGCUGGCCAACGCCUUCUACAGGAAACUGGAGGACAGGAAGUGGCACAGCAUGGCCAGCCUCAACUGUAUGAGAAAGUCCACAAAACCAUGGAACGGCGGGUGGUCCAUGCUGGACACAAUCCAAAAGGGACGAAUCAGUGGCCUUACAGGAUUGAUGGAUUUUCGUGCUGAAGGCUCUAAUUCUCAUGUGCAAUUUGAAAUCCUUGGAACAAGUUACAGUGAGACAUUUGGCAAAGAUGUCAAACGGCUGGCAUCAUGGGAUUCCACUCGUGGUUUGAAUGGUAGCCUAAAGGAGAACCGGAUAGAGAGCGGUAUGCAGGGAGUGACACUGAAGAUUGUAACAUUACUGGAGGAGCCUUUUGUUAUGGUGGCAGAGAACAUUCUGGGUCAACCCAAGAGAUAUAAAGGUUUCUCCAUCGACGUUCUGGACGCCCUGGCCAAGAUCCUGGGUUUUAAAUAUGACAUCUACCAGGUCGGAGAUGGGAAGUAUGGCUCUGCACUCCCUAACGGAUCCUGGAAUGGCAUGAUUGGGGAACUCAUUGGCAAGAAAGCUGACCUGGCCGUAUCAGCCAUCACCAUCACCCCUGAGCGUGAAAGUGUGGUGGAUUUCAGCAAGCGUUACCUGGACUAUUCAGUGGGCAUCCUGAUGCGCAAGUCGGAGGAAAAAAUCAACAUAUUUUCUUUGCUGGCGCCAUUUGACCUGGCGGUGUGGGCGUGCAUUGCUGCUGCCAUCCCUGUGGUGGGAAUCAUGAUCUUCCUGCUCCGGCGUAUCCAAGCGGUGCGCUGCCAGAGCAACACAGGAGGACAUCCACCGCCCUCCGUCUCCACGUCGCUUCAGAGCGCCAUCUGGAUUGUUUAUGGAGCUUUUGUGCAACAAGGAACUGACUCCAUCUUGGGAUCGGUGGCUCUGCGGAUCGUCAUGGGCAGCUGGUGGCUCUUCACCCUCAUCGUGUGUUCAUCAUAUACAGCGAACCUGGCUGCAUACCUCACCGUGUCACGCAUGGACAACGCUGUCCGAUCUUUCCAGGACCUGUCCAAACAGGUGGACCUGGUGUAUGGGACUGUGAGGGACUCAGCUGUUUACGAAUAUUUCCGGGCCAAAGGCACCAACCCUCUGGAGCAGGACAACACAUACGCUGAGCUGUGGAAAGUCAUCAACAAGAAUAAUGGCUUUGAACACUCCGUCACCAGCCCAUCUGAGGGGAUCAAGAAGGCAAAGAGAGAGUCGUACGCUUUUCUGUGGGAUAUGGCGGUGGUAGAAUACGCAGCUCUGACAGAUGACGACUGCACGCUGACAAUAGCGGGAAACAGCAUGAGCACCAGAGGCUAUGGCAUAGCCUUACAGCAUGGCAGUCCUUACAGAGAUCUCUUCUCUCAAAAGAUUCUGGAGCUUCAGGAAAAAGGAGACCUGGACAUUCUGAAGCAGAAAUGGUGGCCAAAGAAAGGUCGCUGUGAUCUGCAGAGCCAUGCAGACGCCCAGCCCGAGGGGAGAGCGCUGCGUCUCCACAGCUUUGCGGGCGUCUUCUGUAUCCUGGCUGCCGGGCUCCUGCUGGCGCUCCUGGUGGCGGCGCUGGAGACCUGGUGGAACAGCAACCACUGCCGGAGAGAGCAGCCCAAAGAGGACAAAGAAGUAAACCUUGAACAAGUCCACCAGCGUUUAAACAGCCUCCUGGACGAGGACUUGGCCCACAAGCAGCUACCGGGCCAGUCUAUCGAGAUCUCUGCCCUGGACAUUGGCAGCAUGCAGCCCAGCCAGUCUCUGGAGGCCUUGUCUGCACGAGAUUACCCAUCCCACCGCGGGGGGCCGCCGCUCUCUGUGACCACCUUCCUCCAAGAGAGUCACGGGGCAGGAAGGACACUGGGCGCGGUUGGUGGCAGGACCUUGCCACUGCCACUCAGCAGCGCCACCAUGCCCUCGAUCCGCUGCAAACACAGGGCACCCAACGGGGGGCUUUUCCGGCAGAGCCCACUCAAGACACCCAUGCCAAUGUCCUACCAACCAGUGCCAGGAGGACCCAUCCCAGAAGCCAGUGAGCCCAGCCACGGGACAUCCAUCUGAGCACGCAGAACUUUCACAGACACUCGAGCUCAACGGGAAUCAUGGAGAGCUGACGUGAGUGCGACCAGAGUGACGAGAUAUAAAUAAAACACCUACAAGGAUUUUUAUUACAAGUGAAGAAGAGUCAGUGGACAAGACACUGAGACUUUAAUGUACAUAUUUGUAAGUACAAAGAGAGAGAGAAGCAACAUUAAAAAGUGUAUUUUGAAUAUUCUCAACAGUUGAGUUUAAAAAACACAAAAGUAUUAAAAAAAAAAAAAUGACUGUUUGAAUGGCUUUGUAAAUUUUGUUCUAAA
This is a messenger RNA of Sphaeramia orbicularis (orbiculate cardinalfish), 4411 nucleotides long. RefSeq names its product glutamate receptor, ionotropic, delta 1a (gene grid1a). Bases 1068 to 4115 code for a protein of 1015 amino acids. Gene Ontology annotation, molecular function: signaling receptor activity; ligand-gated monoatomic ion channel activity. Gene Ontology annotation, biological process: monoatomic ion transport. Gene Ontology annotation, cellular component: membrane. The transcript is spliced from 16 exons. The record is from RefSeq and is a predicted model, not a curated record. Lineage: Eukaryota; Metazoa; Chordata; Actinopteri; Kurtiformes; Apogonidae.